This is a messenger RNA of Cokeromyces recurvatus, 3028 nucleotides long. RefSeq lists its product as uncharacterized. The record is from RefSeq and is a predicted model, not a curated record. NCBI's taxonomy places the organism in Eukaryota, Fungi, Mucoromycota, Mucoromycetes, Mucorales, Mucoraceae. Bases 23 to 2905 code for a protein of 960 amino acids. Gene Ontology annotation, biological process: meiotic cell cycle; regulation of synaptonemal complex assembly. The transcript has 33 exons.
UUUUUUUAUCUUUAUAUCAUACAUGACACCAAAUGAAUUAUUAGUGCUCUUAAAUGAACUUGUAUCCUUAUUGGACAUCAGUUCUAUACUUGAUAGUGAAUCUUUUAUUAAAAGAGUUUGGGAUCGAUCAAAAGAGUUAAAGUUGUUACAAGAUGACAAGAAGCUAACUGAUUGUGCUAUUCAGUUAUGGAACAAGACAAUUCAAAUAAAACUUGAUUUGAAUAAUAAGCAAGUAUUGAAAAUAUUAGCUAUCUUAAAAAGUAUAUGUUUUCAUAUAUUACAUAAGAAUACAUUAUGGAAGACAGAAUAUAAAUGGGAAUAUUUACAACUGACAACAAGUUUAUUUAAGCUUUGGUUAGAUUGUGAUCAUAGUCAUCAUAGUAGAACAGAAUUAUCACUUAUUAUGAGUGAAAUAAAGAGAUUUAAUCAAGAUUACUACCAAACUGAACAUAUUCAAUGUCUGGCCUCCUUUCAAAUCAAAACACUACUUAGAAGUUAUAUGUAUCAAUCAGAAUAUUCAUCUCGAUAUGAAAAUUGGUCCGAGUCAAAGUCUUUUUUUGACAAGUCUUCAAACAUGUUAUCAAUGCUAUCUUCAAAAGAUAGGCAAGGAGAAACUAUUUAUCUUUAUUAUAUUACUCUUGAUAUUGGAUAUGCUCUUGUAAAAAAUAAUUCAAGCUAUAACAAAAGAUCAUCUGAUAUACUACAUUGGAUAAUAUGUGCUUUUGAUAAAAUAUUCAAUUCUUCCAAUGGAGGAACGGAAACUAUGCUCCCAGAUUAUCUUUCUCAACGUUUCAUGAAGCUUAUAAUAUGUAUCUGUCAAAAGGAUAACGAUAUUUUACCAGAUAAUCGUAUCUAUUCAUCGAUUAAUACAUUUGAUAAAGUAUUAAAUAGUGAAAAUAAAACGACAACUGUCAUUUAUUACUUGGCAAAGAUUCAACUCUUUUUAAAGUCAUUAUCCUCAUCUUCUUCUAAUGAUAUUUUAAAGAACAAAUUCGAAAAAGAGUAUUUCAAAAUGGUUGAAAAUAUCAAGAUAGGGAAUCAUCAAGAUUUAGCCUUAUUAUCGUCUAUUAUUCGUAAAAUAAAUCAGCAUCAAUAUAUCAAUGUCUCCAACUUGAUGAGUAGUUUGGACAUUUUAAUUCAUAGAACAGAGAAUGAAACGAAUCAGACUUCAAUUAUAGAUAGUAGCACGCUUUAUUUAUUCAAAAUCUAUCUUCUUUCUGAAUUAGUUUUAGAAAACCAUUCGCGUUCAAUUGAAUUUAAUAAAGAUAUUCUAAGACAUGCCAUGGAUGAUAUCUAUUUGGUGAAAGAAGAUAUUCAACUUGUAGAUUUAUCUGCUAUUCAAUUGAUAUUAUGGAAAACAGGAGAUAUCUUUUAUCAUAAAAAACUAUAUGACCUUGCUUUACCAUGGUAUCGAUAUGCUUCAAGUAUCUCAGAAUCUACUUUUCAAGGCGUAAAUAAUACCAUGAUUUUAACUAGAAAACUUGUAUUCUGUUAUAUUCAUUUAAAUGAUAUCAAUUCUACUUACGAUUGCUUACGAAAGGCAAUCUAUUAUAUGAAUGAUGAUGAUGAUGAUGAUAUGAAUAGCACAAUACAAGUAGAAAAUUCUAUUUUGUUUAUUAAAUAUAGUUUAUUACAAACAAAAGAAGUAUCAAAGAGAAAAGAAACUUUAAUUAUUCCAAUUCUGAAGAAUUUAAUUCAAUCUACAGAAUUUAAAUUAGAUUACUUUGAAGACAUAUUUGAAUACUGCUAUCAAUAUGCUAAGGAAGGCUCUGUUGUUAAGGUUAUCUUGAAUUAUCUAUUUGAAUAUUUCAGUAUGAUAGAAAAGGAUAAUAAGAAUGAAAAUCAAAUAUUAUUAUUAUUUAUUCAUUUACUUGUCUUUGCAUUAAAAUGUAUUAUUCAUAUAAAGACAAAUGUAUAUGAAUCAGUCAAAAAGGAUGGAAAGUCAAGAACUGGAAAAUUAAAUUUUAACCCCAUAUCUUCCUAUAUGAAUAAUGUUUGUCAAUUGCUUGUUACAAUGAAUUUAGAUGAAAUGAAUAAUGAAGUUAAAUUGAUAAAUGAUAUCGAAUGGAUGUUACAAACUUCUUGGAAUUUAGGGCUCUUUUGUUUUAGUGCUGGAAGACAUGAAGAAGGAACAUUAUUAUUCAAUAUCGUGAAUAAACUUUUCCCUUUCUUUGAUAUCUUAACAAAGGGUUUUACAGUAGAACAAAAGCGUGCUCGUACUUUUCUUUUUACUUGUGCAUUUUUAUUAAUAUGCAAACAUGAUGUAAAGGAUACAGAGUUUUAUAAAUUGGAUGAAAAAGAAAUUUUAAAUACACUUAAAUACUUGAGAAGUUCCGACAAGGUCGGUGAAAUGGAUGCUAUUUCUAUACUUGCAAGCUUAUUUGAAACGGAAAUCUAUGUUAAACAACAUCAAUUUCAUGAAGCCAUUAACAUGUUUAAGUCUCUCGAAUCUAUGACUGAGUCUUCUUUUUCAAUAUUGGAACGAAUGGCGGGGAUCAUAUUAUUGGAUACUGAAUGUCCUUUAGAUGAUGCAUUUCUUGUAUUGAAGAUUUUACAUUCUUCACCUUUAAUCCUUCAAGCAAAUAUUGAAGAUUAUGCAAAAUGGACAUGCUUAUUUAUAUCUGUAACAGUAAAAAGAAAUGAAUUGAAUGACUUGUAUGAAAGUUUAAAGACUGUCAUAGAUCAUCAAAUGUAUAAAAAGGCAGGAUUUCCUCAACAUGAGCUUUAUUAUUUAAUUGCUAUUGCCUGGAAUGAAGGAAUGACUUGCUACUUGAAAUCGGAUCCAUUAGGAAAAUGUUGGUGUCAAAUUGCAUUCGAAUUGUUAAACAAUUUAAAAGAUAAAGAUAAAAGAGAACAGCUUUCUAUACAAAUGAAAGAUGCAUGUCAAUUAUUUCAAAUCGAUUAACUAAGAUUGAAGAAUGUACUUACACUACCCUUUAUACUAGCUAUUUUAAUAUUAUGUAGAAUUAACUUUCAUAAUAGCAUACAGCAACAAAAAAAGUGAUAUAAAUAAAAUUAUUAAUCAAAG